Molecule: messenger RNA, 1504 nt
Organism: Anastrepha ludens (Mexican fruit fly)
Lineage: Eukaryota; Metazoa; Arthropoda; Insecta; Diptera; Tephritidae
Product: venom acid phosphatase Acph-1
Exons: 7
Coding region: 268-1461 (397 amino acids)
Biological process (GO): dephosphorylation
Molecular function (GO): phosphatase activity
Source: RefSeq, a predicted model, not a curated record
CAAUUUUUUGCGGUCGCCGCGUGAAAUACAAAUCUCAUGAGAUAUAUUCAGACAUAUAAAUAAGAAAAACGAUAACGCAAAAUAAUAUACAAGUGUAUGAGUACAACAUAUUUAUACAUACGAGUAUGAACAUAUGUAUGUAGAUAGGCCCAUUUAUUAUUUUUGGAUUUAAAAAAACAUGUUGUAGUAAGAAAAGUGUGAUUGCAUAAAAUUUGUGGCAUACACGUUUGAAUAAAAUUCAAAUUAAAAAAUCACCCAUCCAUCAAGAUGGUCAACAUUGAUUGUCAGUCGAGACGCAGCACCAAAAUAUCGGUUAUUAUUUUAGGUGGUGCGCUCUGCACCGUUAUGAUGGCAUAUUUCGUUUUCGGCGAUAACAACGAUGAACAGGGCUUGCGAAAUUUAAGAAUGAUCUCCAUUGUCUUUCGGCAUGGUGAGAAGACGCCAAGUUCCUUUUACCCCACCGAUCCGCAUGCCCUGCAUGACUGGUCGUAUGGUCUGGGGGCCUUGACACAGAAAGGCAGUCAGCAGGCUUAUAAUCUGGGGAAAAAUUUGCGCAUGCGUUACUAUCGUCUAUUACCGCCCAACGGUAUCUAUACGCAGCAGCAGGUGCUCACACUUAGCUCAGCGGCUGAGCGCUGUAUUAUGAGUGCGCAGAGUGUUUUAGCAGGCUUUAUACCACCGCUGGACCACAAUAACAUUUUGCCGAUCGCUUGGCAGCCGGCAGCCGUAAAUGUAAUACCCCGCAGUGAAGACAUACUCUUGGCGCAGAAGAAACCAUGUGCGAAAUAUGACACAAUUCUGCAAAAAUUGUAUAAGAAUCCACCACCCGAAUUGCGGCAGCUUAACGAAGAAAAUACGGAACUGUUCAAAUUGCUCACAAAACAUUCAGGCAAGAAUAUUUCUACGCUAAUGGAUGUCGAAAUGCUUUACACUACAUUGAAAGUCGAAUCUGAAGCAGGUCUGGUAUUACCUGACUGGACGGAAAACAUCUAUCCAGAUAAACUGGAAGCACUAGCGGCACGCAGUUACUCACUUUAUACUGAGUCGAAUCUAAUGAAAAAAGUAAAGGGUGGUGCUUUCUUAGCCGAGAUAAUUAAAAAGAUGGAGAACAAGCGGAGAAAGAAUUUGAAUCCCGAUCGUAAAAUAUUCUUGUAUUCUGGCCACGAUAUUACAUUGGUGAAUAUUAUGAAUACUUUGAAUAUUCUGGAUCAGACUGAUACCUUACCAAGCUAUGCUUCUGCACUAUCUUUCGAACUGCAUCAUAGUUCUUUGUUUAAGGAAGAUUUCGAAGUGAAGAUCGUAUAUUACUAUAACAGUGACGACAAGUUUCCAAAAGAAAUCCAUAUACCGAACUGUAGCGCGCCUUGCUCGCUCACACAAUUCAGUAAUUCCAUAAAUAAUCUUCUUUUGGACAAUUACGAUGACACGUGCGAAAAUCCUAAGACAGAAUGCAAAACAUAGAAUUGAAAAACAAAUUAUAUGCAUAUACAUAUACGAUUGUAAA